AUGGAAGAUAAUUUGUUUACAAGCAUUGAUUUUUGUAAAUAUUUUUGUGAAUUUUUUAGUUGCGAUAUGAAGCACUCUCGCUCAAAACGAAAUAUAAAAGCCAGGUCUUGCGCAGAUUUGAUUAAUAGUAAUACUUACUCAUCUGCUAGCAAGAAAAGCAUUAAAAUAUUCCUAUUAGUUUACCCUUUAUCAGUUUUUUUAAUAUAUGCAAUUCAUGUUUUGGCUCAUAAGAUCUCUAGUUUUUUAUAUUUUAUUUUUAAUAAUCUUUAG
Molecule: messenger RNA, 270 nt
Organism: Blepharisma stoltei
Lineage: Eukaryota; Ciliophora; Heterotrichea; Heterotrichida; Blepharismidae
Source: the annotation of a GenBank genome assembly